This is a messenger RNA of Nomia melanderi (Alkali bee), 3421 nucleotides long. The record is from RefSeq and is a predicted model, not a curated record. NCBI's taxonomy places the organism in Eukaryota, Metazoa, Arthropoda, Insecta, Hymenoptera, Halictidae.
GAUUAACGAUACAAUAAUUACGUUACUUAAUCAUUACUAUUAUCAUGUUCAUACGUGUAUCUUGACUUCUACUCGUUUAUCAGCGACAAAAAAUAUAUAUAUUAACAAAAGAAAAUUCCCCUCCAUAAACGUACCCAUUAUUUCGACCCGUAAACAUGAGAAUUUGAAAAACAGGUGUACGACCGCGGAAACCAAUGUCUCUUAGAUAAAUCUGAAAAUGAGAAUCUCAGUGACGAAUCAAUUUGUCCUGAAAGCUUCGACUACACCAACGCACACAGUAGGUGACUACGCAUUGAGUCUACCAGACAUCGAUUCUGCGUACAAAUUAAUGGGCAAUUAGAAAAUGAAUAACGUAAAAUAUUUGGACCGAUAUAAUGCGUACACAGAACUUUAUCGGACCUGAUACGCGUGUCGCGCGUGCAACGGGCGAGAGACCCGCCAAAUGAUCUCUAAAUCGAACCGUGAAACGUGAAAAAGCACCGGAACCGGUGGUUCAAAGGUGCAGAGAAAACAACCGGGCCGAAAAGUACAGAGUCAACGUGCGACGCGAUAGCUACGUGGUUCAUCGAGCAGAGUAAGCGCGAACCAAAGAAUUUGCAAGUCAUUCGCGUCAUCUACGAUCACGAGUGCUGCUUCACGGACGAACUUUCGUUUGUAUUCGUUUCUGCGGCGCGCGGUCCCUCGGUUACUCACGUUGCAAAAUUUCAAUUAACUCGACACAAUUAACGCGUCGUGCCUUCCUUGUUUCACCGCCUUCCAUCCGACGCAUUGUGUAUAUACACAAAACGUGUAUCUCUCGGGUAUGAGCGAUACCAGGCAAUAACGCUCGCUGAUCGUCUAGACGCCGUUUAAGAAUAGGCAAGAGGAGGACGUGUUAUCGACUGCUUUCAAUGUCCAACCGUAGACGCUGCGCGUAUGACGAUUUUCCAAAAAGAAAGGAUACAAGUGUUCGCGGAGUGUGCAGCGUCGUAUACACUGUUUAAUGUUUGUCUCGGGGCUUGGAAAAAGAAAUUGUCGUCGUUGAACGUCUACCAACGGUCGUCCCCUCUUCGAGUUUGACGCGUGUCCACGGCACGUCUAGCAACCAUAUCGUGCUCGGCCGAAUCUCCCUGGUCACGGUGCAGCAUUGAUGAAUUAAUCAUCGAAUUAUGACGGGCCAGCCACAUCUGUUUCUCUACUCUUAAUUUGGAGCGCGCCGAGGAAAUUGGCACGAAGGACGAGUUCUUUUGGCAAUUUUCGUUUGCGUCCACCGUCGGGGGAGUCUGGCUUCUUGGUCAUUGAAUUUACUUUAAUGGAUGAAGUUAAGAGAGCUUGUUAUAAUAGGAAGGAAGCUAGAAGUAACUUUCGAUACCAAAAUUCUGGAUGCAAUUUAUCAUUCAUGGCAUCGGAUGAAAAAGAUUUGGAAGGCAUGGAGAAUCAUGAGGACCUCGGCGAUAUGACAUUUAAUAUGUCCAAUUACAUCAAGGAUGCUAUGAAGAUGAUGUUCAUUAUGCGUAGCCAUCAUAUGCUUACCGAUGUGGUACUGGAAGUGGGUGCAGAAUUAUUUUACGCACAUAAAGUUAUUUUAGCUGCAGCAAGUCCAUAUUUCAAGGCAAUGUUUACAGGAGGCUUAAAAGAGUCUGAAAUGAAUAGGGUGAAGCUUCAAGGUGUCUGCCCAACUGCUAUGGCACGUCUAUUAUAUUUUAUGUAUCAUAGUUGUCAGAGUUUAUAUCAAAAAGCGAAUCAAUUUAUUGUUCAACAUUUUAGUCAAAUAUGUCAGGAAGAGGAGUUUCUGCAAUUAUCUGCAAUACAGUUGGUUGCCCUGGUGAGAAAGGAUGAGCUGAAUGUACAAGAAGAGAGAGAAGUGUACAAUGCUGUGUUGAAGUGGGUAAAGUAUAACGAAGAAGCAAGAGGAGCUAAGAUGGAACAUAUACUGCAUGCAGUAAGGUGUCAGUACCUCACUCCAAACUUUCUGCGGGAUCAAAUGAAAAACUGUGAUGUAUUAAAAAAAGUACCUGCAUGUCGGGAAUACCUCGCACAAAUAUUUAAGGACUUGACCCUACACAAGAAACCAAUAGUGAAAGAGAGAACUCCUAAUACACGGAGAGUAAUAUAUAUCGCUGGCGGUUUCUUAAAGCAUUCAUUGGAUGUUUUGGAAGGGUACAAUGCAGAUGACAAAACUUGGACCCAACAUGCGAAGCUAGUUAUUCCUAGAUCUGGUUUAGGUGGAGCAUUUUUGAAAGGCAUGUUUUAUGCUGUUGGUGGCAGGAACAACUCGCCAGAGAGUAGGUACGACAGUGAUUGGGUGGACAGAUACAAUCCAGUUACAGAUCAGUGGAGAGCUUGUAGCCCAAUGUCUGUACCAAGAAACCGUGUAGGAGUAGCUGUGAUGGAUGGUUUGUUAUAUGCUGUAGGAGGUAGUGCAGGUGCAGAAUAUCACAGUAGUGUAGAGUGUUAUGAUCCAGACUUGGAUACAUGGAACAAUGUAAAACCAAUGCACAUAAAAAGAUUGGGAGUUGGAGUAGCAAUGGUUAAUAGAUUACUCUAUGCGAUCGGUGGUUUUGAUGGAACAAAUCGACUUAACUCUGUGGAAUGUUAUCAUCCUGAAAACGAUGAAUGGACGAUGGUUUCACCGAUGAAAUGUAGCCGUUCAGGAGCUGGAGUAGCUAGUCUCGGUCAGUAUAUAUACGUUGUAGGAGGAUACGAUGGAACUAGGCAAUUAAAUUCUGUUGAGAGAUACGACACAGAGAAAGAUGUAUGGGAAUUUGUUAGUAACGUUACUAUCGCUCGUAGUGCGCUUAGCGUUACCGUACUAGAUGGAAAAUUAUAUGCAAUGGGUGGAUACGAUGGAGAACUGUUUCUAAGUAUUGUCGAAAUAUAUGAUCCUGCAAAAGAUGUAUGGGAGCAAGGAGAACCUAUGACUUCAGGAAGAUCAGGUCAUGCUAGUGCAGUGUCUUAUCACCAAUGUCCUAUACACUGUGAUACAUGUACUUUUUAUAUAUCCAACGACACAAAAGAAAUUGUUAGCCAAGAAGAAGACAAAGAAGACCCAAGUAAAAAGAAUAAAAAUAUUAGAUUAAAAUUGUGAAGCAACAAAAGAAUGAACUAUUCCUUUGUUACCAUAGACUGACUGUUUCCAUUGAAUCAAGUGAAUCUAGUUCCUGAGGUCUGAAACACGAUCUCACAGAAUCUUUAAAGUCUAAUUGUAAAUUGUUACAACUAUGAUUUCAUGCUUCAAAGGACCAAUGAUUAACUUCCAUUGAAAAAAUGAGAUUUAGUACAAUGUUUUCUCAUGAAAAUGCAAAGACCUAACGAUGUAAAUAUAUUUGUAUAGCGUUGUUAUUUUUGAGAAAUUUUUAUAGAAUUUUCUUAUUUCGAUCAUUGUAUAUUUGUAAUAUACCAUUAAAAUAAUAUUUGAAAUAUAUGCAUACUAAAACACUUU